AUGAUCUUGCCCCUGCUGUUACCGAUGUGUUUAACAGCUUGCUGCGACAACAUAAAGUUCCAUCCCCUUAGAAGAUGGCAGACAUCAAGUCUCUACCAAAGGAGUCUCCACUGACUGGCUGUACCCAGCUUCGACCAAUUUCUUUGACUGCUGUUAUGAUGAGACGUUUCGAACGACUGGCCCAUAGGUUUGAACUUCCCAGUAUUUACAAUGAUUAUGUCUAUUUAGAUCAGUUUGCCUAUCGUGAAGGCCAUAACUCUACCAUGGCAUUAAUUAAAUGCCAACAUACAUGGUUAAAGUGGCUUGAUGGUAAUGCCGAUUUUGUCACAAUUUUUUCCUUUGACUUUAGUAAGGCUUUCGACUCUGUAUCACACAAUAUCCUCUGUAGUAAAUUUAAGCAAGUUAACAUUAAUCCAGAUAUUAUUAAUUGGCUUAUUAGCUUUUUAGAUCAGAGAAAGCAGAGAGUUGUUGUCGAUGGUUACCGUACUAAAUACAGUCAACUCUCUCUAAGAUGGACACCUUUGGGACCGGCACUAAGUGUCCAUCUUAAAGAGGUGUCCGUCUAGAGUCAAAUAAAGGGAGUACAGAAAGGCAGGGACCAACUCUAAGUGUCCGUUUUACAGAGGUGUCCGUUAAGAGAGAGUCGACUGUAUGUUUCUAUAAAUAGGGAUGUUCCUCAAGGUACAGUCCUGGGGCCCGUCCUCUUUUCUAUUUUUAUUAACGAUAUCAAAGCUGUUAAUACUAAUAACAAUCGUCUAGUUAAAUUUGCAGACGACAUAACUGUUAGCUUGCCGAUUGAGGCAAAUGUAGGCUUAGAUGAGUCUGAAACGGAAGUCCUAUCCUUUGUUGAAUGGUCCGAGAACAACUGCAUGAAAGUUAGUUCGACAAAAACAUGGGAGCUGCUUUUAUGAGGGAAGACUACCAGCACGCCUCCUGAACCACUCGAGAUCAUAGGGAGGAAAGAGAAACUGAAACUGUUGGGUGUUACCUUUGAGCAAGUGCCAGUGAAUUGGGACAUUCAUAUUGAUUAUUUACUUAGUAAGGCUAGCAGUAGGUUGUAUAUUAUAAGAAUAUGUAAAUAUUAUGGCUACUCUAUUGAGAAUUUGGACUUACAUUUUCAAAGUUUGAUCCUUUCAGUGUUCACAGAUGCUAUUGAGGUCUGGGGGUGCGCUCUUUAUAGUAAAUAUUUAAGUAGGAUUGAUAAGCUCUUUGCCAGGUGCUAUAAGUUUGGUUACUGCUUUAGGCAGAACAUUCUUCCUAAUAGAGGUAUGAAGUUAUGGCAAAGGUUCUCUUCCGUUAACACUGCAUUGAGCGAUCUUUUACCUCCCCAGAGAACACGGCGGAUAUUCUACCUAAUGUCCGGACAAGUCGUUUUAAAUCCGUUUUUAUUAAUCGAUGUCUCUUAA
Messenger RNA from Porites lobata, 1406 nucleotides. Lineage: Eukaryota; Metazoa; Cnidaria; Anthozoa; Scleractinia; Poritidae. The record is from the annotation of a GenBank genome assembly.